AGAGAGAGAGAGGGGAAGUAGAGUGCAGCGUUGCCAACAACAGGACUGGAUUCAAAAUAUAAAUAUAAAUCCACAUGAAGAUCUGGAGAGAGAAGCAGGAAACAUCAGCUGCGGAGGACGAACACCGGAUUCCCUCUGUGUAUUUUCGGACACGCGGAUCCUCCGGAUGAUUGUUUGAGGAGAGACGCGGACAAACGUGUCCCCGCUGAGGACGGGACCUCCGAGGCUCAGCGACAACAAUGCACCGCGUCCCCACAGGGGCAGAGCACCGCCGGAUCACACGCGCUCGCAGACACACAUGAUCGUUUACUUGUUGAGACAAGUGUCGGGGUCUGUUGGAGUCUGAGCCCGCGAUGCCUGCGCGGAGGAACAGGUACAACCUGGUGGACGAUGUGGCGGACUCGAGGCUGCCGCUGCACAACGAGGAGGCGUAUCAACACGGGAUCUCCUUCCAAGCCAAGUACGUGGGAAGCCUUGACGUGCCCAGGCCCAACAGUCGGAUGGAGAUUGUGGCGGCCAUGAGGAGAAUCAGGUAUGAAUUCAAGGCCAAGAACAUCAAGAAGAAGAAAGUGAGCAUCGUGGUGUCUGUGGACGGAGUCAAAGUGAUACUGAGGAAGAAACAGAAGAGGAAAGAGUGGACAUGGGAUGAGAGCAAGAUGCUCAUCAUGCAUGAUCCCAUAUACAGGAUUUUCUACGUGUCUCAUGACUCCCAGGACUUAAAGAUCUUCAGCUACAUUGCACGAGAUGGCUCCAGUAACUCCUUCAGAUGCAACGUGUUUAAAUCAAAGAAGAAGACGCAGGCCAUGCGUAUAGUGCGGACAGUGGGUCAGGCCUUCGAGGUGUGCCACAAGCUGAGCCUGCAGCACGCUGAGCAGGACGCAGACGGACAGGCCGAUGGAGAGAGUGAUAAAUCAACAGAGGAGCCCAGCAGUGAUGGGCGUCAACUGACGGGAGCCGAGCGAGGGGAGGAAGAGGAGGGCAAGCACGGAGGAAGACGAGGAGGAGAGGAUUCUUUGGCCGGCACGUCACUGUGUGAAAAGGCCGUCAGUGAAAUUCUGCAGAGUCUGGCUGAACUGAAUGUGGUGAAACCAGGACAGACCAUCAUGGAUUUUGAUCGACGAUCCGUCUUCACUGUGACGUCUCAAGGCAUCACUCCCAGCAGCCCUUGCUCCCCAUCUCUCACUCCGCUGGCGUCGCAGCACUACCUGCAGCUUCUUCAGCAGCAGCUGCAGCAGCAGCAGCAGCACACGCAGGUGGCCGUCGCUCAGGUGCAGCUGUUGAAGGAUCAGAUGGCAGCAGAGACCGCCGCCCGUAUGGAGGCUCAGGCCCGCGUGCACCAGCUGCUGCUGCAGAACAGGGACCUGCUGCAGCACCUGGCGCUGCUCGUGCAGCAGCUGAAAGAGCUGGAGUCCCAUUCACCAAAAACGGCACAACCAGAGCCGUCCCAGCAGGAGCCUCAGGAGAAUGGCCACAAUGCUCAGCAGUCAUCCGUCUCUACGUUAGCAAAGUCCCUGUCUCUAAAUCUGAAGAAUCACUACAACCAGUCCCCGGACCAGCUCAUCACCUCCACACCGGCAUGGCUGCUGCAGACCUCCCUCUCCCCAACGCAGGUGGAUUGCGCCGAGUCUUACCUCAACCUGCUCAACCUGGAGAACAGCGCCACGCCGGCCGCGUCCAUCAACGGGAGCCUGGACCCGUUCAUCAGGGCCAACGGGGCAGUGGACGACAAGGAGAGGUCCUGCACUGAUAUCGUCCCGUUCACACCGAGAAACUCUGACAACAUGGAUGAGAAGUGUAUACAGACAAUCCCCAAACUUGACCCUCCACCACCCUCCCUGAACCGUAAGCGGGCCAGCAGAACUCUGUCCCCUGGGUCAGAAGUCACAGCUGCGCCCACGCCCGAAGAGAUCUCUGCUAACGAUGGGGCCCCGAGCCGCAGCAGCAGCCUCUCAUUCCCGGAUAUCACCCCCAGCUCCCUGUCUUCUGCUGACUUCCAUUCCCUCAGCAACGGGGAUAGCAGCUCUUGCUCGACCAGCGAAGACUCGGGGGUUCGCUCCGAGACCAAGUCCCUGCUGUCGCCUCUGCGCGAUGAUGACGACCUGUUUGGGGACCGCGGGACAUUUUUGACAGCGUCCAGCGGCUGUGACAGUCCCCUGGAGGAGAGAAGCGAAGCAGUUCUCUCCUCCGAGUUGUACCCUGCUGAGCACCACGUCCUUGCCUCACACUAUGAGCAACCACUGCCCUUCUCUCCUGCGGAUGAUACCUGCCUUCACAUCAGUUUCUCUGAGGACGAGCUAUUGGAGAACAACCAGGAAGACCCUAACGUCCCCCAGCGGAGUUAGAACAGGCUGACAUUCCCCUGAAGACCUCAUCACUAUGUUCUUCAAUCAGCUUUUAAUGCAGUACUUUACUGUCAGACCCUCUUGUGUUUGCACUGGGCUCCAUUUCAGGACCUUUAAUUAUUCUGUCCACUUGUGACACAGUACAGACAUAGCAUUAAUAAUCAAGUGUAUAAAUUAAAUUAGCCAUUGGACAGAUUUAGUAUUUUUGUAAUGAAAUUAAUCCUCUAAUUUACUUUUUAGUAACUAGAAUGUUGAGCAGAAAACAUGUAGCAACUCUUGCACUGUAAGCCCUGUGGUAUACUUGCUUUUUAACAACGCGUACGCAACUGGCUGCUUCUUAAACGUUAUUGUUCACCUACUUGCUCUAGGUACAACGCGUGUUACUGGAGGAUUCCAGUAGAGGGCACACAACCGAACUCAAAGAUUUAUAGAGCACUCUGCUCAAAUCAAUCUUCCAGAUUUGCCUGCUACCGACGCAGAAUAAGCAAGGCAGCCAUGGUGCGUACGCAAAGUUUUAACGUGUAUCUCCGGCCUUAGUCUCACAUCAUUUACCGUAAGACGAUAAGGGAAUGCAUUUUAUUUUUGCUAGUAGUUGACGUUAAAACAUUACCUUGUAUGAUGCUUCGCUGUGGUGCAAACUGAUGUGGAGAGUUUCACAGUGAUGAUGGUGAUCUUGGGAGGAGCCUUGUUUUCUGAAAAGCACCUGAUUAGAUGAUUGGUGGAAAGAAAAGAACAAGGAAGUCAGAAAAGUGAAAAAGGCGAGAAUGAGGGCAUAGUUUGGGUUUAUGCACGUCCACUUGUGGGUGUGCAGUAGGUUUUUGUUUUGUCAGAGUUGAGUUGGUUCUAGCAUGUGCAACUUGUAUUUUUGGUUUUGUCAGACUUUAGAAGAGUUAGCCAAAGGGAAUGUGUAUUCUGUGUUAUUGACUCUGUAUGUAGCACGAUGGCAUUCCUUCAAAACAAAGGGAUUUGUCGUUGAACGAAAACGAUUUUAGGUUUGCGAAACAGAGGACGAAAGCAAACCCUCAGAGAGCUAUCGGCCUUGAAAGCUUUGAAUUGCACCUCCCUGAGCAGGGAGUCAGUUAUAAAACGAAGCCUCGGACUCAGUGGGAGGAUAAUUGGGGAAUCACAUCAGGCCUUGGAGAAUGACAGUGUGGCAGAUGGAUUUUUAUCUUUUCUUUCUCCAGAACGACAAGAAAAUCUGUUGCUCUUAAAGCUCUCAAGACAAAUUACUAUGACAUUGCUGCUGCACAUGGAGUUUAUAUUUAAAUUUUUUCUUUACCUAAAUGUUGGGAACAUGUUUUUGACUAUAUUGUUGUAAAUUAAUAUAGAGCUGCAACAGAUAAUCCAUUAAUCAAUAAGUAGGUCAUACUAAAAAAACUAAUUUGGUAAUAAACCAUUUUCUCUUCAAUCAAAAAUAUUAACUAUUACCAGGUUCCAGCUUCUCCAAUAUGAUAAUUUGCUUUUUGUAUGUUGGAGUUUCCAACAGUCAAUGUUGUCACUGAUGAAUGUAGAAAAAUGUCACAUGCAUUUUUCUCUAUUUUUUGUCAAUUUAUAAAUCCAACAAUUAGUAAAUCAAGAAAAUGACUUAGACUAAUCAAUAAUGAAUAUAGCCCUAUAUCAAUAUGUUGGCCUAUUUAUACAAACAACUGUCAUUUUUCUGAAGAGAUGAAAACAGGAAAAUGAAACGAUAAACUGAUCGGUCAGUCAACAGAAACAGUUCUGUUGAUUCACUCCAUCUCAAAUGUAAAUAUUUGCUGAAUAUUUUAAAAUCUAAACAUAUGUAGGCUUUCUUUUAUAGAUGUGAUACAUCGGUGGGUAAAAUGAUACCAAAAUAACCAGGUAAACUAGCAAUGAAAAUAAUGUAUCGACAUCCUGGCUUUUAUAGCUAAGAUUCCCGUUUUUAGCUUGUGCAGCAAGAGUCUACUGCACUGUUUAAUAAUGUUGAAUUCAAUUUAACGCACAGUUUUAACCUGUGACAGAUAGAAGUGACAAUUAAUGAACGCCAGAGGAAAUGCAGCUGAGGUGAGAAGAGGGGCCAUGUUAAGGUGCAGGUGUAAAAUUGCCACAGUUGAAUUUACACCCGGAAAUGAGGCUUUUCUCAACAUCACUUCAAGCAGGGAGAUAAAAAAGCAAUAACACAUGAAAGAAAAAUGAAUAAAGAGGAAUAGCUGAAGAACUCCA
Messenger RNA from Paralichthys olivaceus (Japanese flounder), 4523 nucleotides. RefSeq names its product carboxyl-terminal PDZ ligand of neuronal nitric oxide synthase protein. The record is from RefSeq and is a predicted model, not a curated record. Gene Ontology annotation, molecular function: nitric-oxide synthase binding. Lineage: Eukaryota; Metazoa; Chordata; Actinopteri; Pleuronectiformes; Paralichthyidae.